Messenger RNA from Rotaria sp. Silwood2, 1504 nucleotides. The record is from the annotation of a GenBank genome assembly. Lineage: Eukaryota; Metazoa; Rotifera; Eurotatoria; Philodinida; Philodinidae.
AUGAUUCGUCAUGUGACUCGAUUUACUGAAGAAAUAUUUGCUCUUAUUAUUGCUCUUGUUUAUCUGUAUGAACCAUUUAAAAAACUUUAUAAAAUAUUUCUUUCAAAUCCAGUUCAAUAUAAAUAUAAUUAUGAUUAUCCGUUAACUUGUUCAUGUAAUAUAUCUUCUAUAUUGAAUACAACAUUUGCUUUUGACAAUAUGAAUUCAUCAUUUGAUGAUUUUUUAUUUUCUUCUACAUCGAAAUAUUCGUGCUAUGAUUGCAUAUCAAGACAAGAUUUGUUUUCUUCUUCAAAUUCAUUGUAUAAUAAUUCAAUAUCAAAAUCAAAUGAUGAAAAUCAAUUACCAAAUAAAGCACUUCUUUCAUUUAUUAUACUUAUUGGAACAUGUUUCAUUUCUGUUGCACUUAAACGCUUUCGACGAAGUAAAUUUUUUGGUCGAACGGUAAGUUUAUCUGUUGUGAGUUAAAAUUUUCAAUUAAAAAUUGACAUAACGUACACUGAUUCUUAUUUAUAUAUUACUUCUUGAUUCAGUAUUUUUUCUGAAACAUAUAUUAAUAAUCAAAUAUUAAUCAUUUAUUAAUUAGAUUUAUGUUAAACAGAAAUUAGUAAGAAGAAAAAAGAAUAUCUACAGAACAUUUAAUCCUCUUUUUAAUUGAGCUAUACAAUACUCAUAGAAAGUUUCUCUAUCAGAUAAAAAGUAUACAAACUUUAAUUCUUUAAUGUAACAAUUUGAACAGAAAUAGAACAUGUUGAACUUUGAUCGCAAGGACUAAUCAAAUUUUGAUCGACCUUCGUGUAAAGAAGCUAGAAGACCAACAUAGGAUUUUUCUUUCGACGAGAAUAUCUCAACAUGAAAUAAAAACCUCAUUACGAUAGGCUCGUCAUUCAACUGCUCAAUGCUGUCUCUAUUACCAGUCAAAAUUUCAUAUCAAACGGUUUUGGUUUAUCUGAUUUAUGAAGUAUUCUUUAGGUAACCCUGAGAUGAGCGUUGAUGGACGUCCAGAAAACAUGAUUGAUGUCUUCAGCUAGUUCUAACUAUUUGUCCUAAAAUUUUUUCAAUCAUUGUCCUGCUCUAAUCAAGGUUUUCCUUAAAAUUUCACGAUCACAGUCAUCUAUGCAAACAAGAUCGAUGCUGAGAUCAUUCCAGACAAUGGAGACUUCUUGACACCUAAAGAUUACAGCGGAUUGAAGUACUUUAUCUGUGACACAAUAUAAAAUAUACGAAUCUUUAUUUGUUAAUAAGAAAAUGCAAGCUGAAUGAUUUCAAUAGUGGAAAAUCAGAAAAGUGUCAAAAGUUAGGUGAUGACGAAUCUUUUGUAUUGUUUGAAAUGAAACUUUUCGUUCCUUAAUAUAUUGAAAAAUGCCAAGAUUUAUAAACAUUUUUUAUCGAUCUAAUUAUUCAACCAUCAAUAUGAUUGUAGGGUAAGCGAGAUGGAGGGGCUCAACUUUCCUCUACCAAUUAACGGCCCUACUAUCAAAGCUCUGACUAGAUCAUUAUAAUAUUA